CGCAGCUAAUAAUUUGUGUGUAUCUCAUAUUGAUGUGGUUGGCAUUAUUCGCUUUAUUGAUUGAAGUAGAGAAUUGAAAAUUAAAUUGUGAAUUUAUAUUUUUACUUAUAAUCACCUACAUUAUAAAAAAUAACAUCAAAUAAAAAUGUCUGAACAUUCGGAAGAACACGUAAUGAAUGAACCAAAAGCCACUGAUCAUCAACAACCAAAAAUUAAUGAGAUUGCUCAAAAAUUCCUAGCUGAUUUGGAGGAAGAACGUGAUCGCCUAGAAGAAUCCUUUCCUCUAUGUAAAUUAUUAAUUGAUGAAGCUUUCAAUAAAAUUUAUUCAACUGGCCGCAUUCCUGGUAAAGAAUACUAUGCAGACGUCUACAAGCAAAAACCGCUUAAAAUUAGUCAAAAAGUCUUUGUACCAGUAAAACAAUACCCAAAGUUUAAUUUUACUGGAAAAAUUUUGGGACCAAAGGGAAAUUCUUUAAGACGCCUGCAAGAAGAAACGCAAUGUAAAAUUGCAAUUAAAGGUCGCAAUUCAAUGCGCGAUCGCAAUAAGGAAGAGGAAAUGCGUAGCUCAGGUGAUCCUAGAUAUUCUCAUUUGAAUAAAGAUCUAUUUCUCGAAAUAUCUACUGUUUCGAGUCCUGCUGAAAGUUAUGCACGUAUUGCAUAUGCUCUUGCAGAAAUACGUAAAUAUAUAGUUCCAGAUAAGAACGAUGAAGUUUCUCAUGAACAAUUUCGAGAACUGAUGGAAAUCGAUCCUCAGUCAGUUAAACAACUAAAUGGUUCUCAUCCAUAUAUCAACAAAUCUGUUCUAGAAAAAAAACUAUCAGGUGGGCCGUCAGGUUUAUCUAAGUACAUGAAUCUUAUUCGAAAUAUUUCCUAUGAUCAAAUGGAACCCGAAAUGGAAGAACCAGUAGAAGCAAGCUAUAAUCCACGUGCUCCAAACCGUCAAAACCAAUCUGUUUAUGGGUAUGCUAAAGCAAGGACAGCAAUGCCAACAGGCUUCAAACGUCAAUUGGUUGGACCCUACGCUACAGAUACAAAACGUUUACGUGAAGCUCCUAUAAAACCUUUUAAACCCAGUUCUUAUUCUAUUUUAAAUAAAUAUAAAUAAUCGAAAAAUAUAAUAUUGCAAAAAGUGUAAUGACAACCACAAAAA
Teleopsis dalmanni is the source of this 1150-nucleotide messenger RNA. Its product is annotated as KH domain-containing, RNA-binding, signal transduction-associated protein 3-like. The transcript is spliced from 6 exons. Gene Ontology annotation, molecular function: mRNA binding. The record is from RefSeq and is a predicted model, not a curated record. NCBI's taxonomy places the organism in Eukaryota, Metazoa, Arthropoda, Insecta, Diptera, Diopsidae. Bases 146 to 1105 code for a protein of 319 amino acids. Gene Ontology annotation, cellular component: nucleus. Gene Ontology annotation, biological process: regulation of alternative mRNA splicing, via spliceosome.